Messenger RNA from Eimeria necatrix, 1362 nucleotides. Its product is annotated as tubulin alpha chain, putative. Gene Ontology annotation, molecular function: GTP binding; structural constituent of cytoskeleton. The coding region runs from base 1 to 1362 and encodes 453 amino acids. The transcript is spliced from 3 exons. NCBI's taxonomy places the organism in Eukaryota, Apicomplexa, Conoidasida, Eucoccidiorida, Eimeriidae. Gene Ontology annotation, cellular component: cytoplasm; microtubule. Gene Ontology annotation, biological process: mitotic cell cycle; microtubule cytoskeleton organization. The record is from RefSeq and is a predicted model, not a curated record.
AUGAGAGAAGUCAUCAGCAUCCACGUCGGCCAGGCCGGCAUUCAAAUUGGAAAUGCCUGCUGGGAGCUGUUCUGCCUCGAGCACGGCAUUCAGCCGGACGGGCAAAUGCCCCCCGACCAAAGCCUGGGAGGCGGCGACGACGCCUUUAACACUUUUUUCUCCGAGACGGGGGCCGGGAAGCACGUUCCGCGGUGCGUGUUUCUGGACUUGGAGCCGACGGUGGUGGACGAAGUGCGCACGGGGACUUACCGGCACUUGUUUCACCCUGAGCAGUUGAUUUCGGGAAAGGAAGACGCUGCGAACAACUUCGCGCGGGGGCACUACACGAUAGGGAAGGAAAUCGUGGACUUGUCUUUGGACCGGAUCCGGAAGCUGGCGGACCAGUGCACGGGUCUGCAGGGUUUUCUGAUGUUCAACGCGGUGGGAGGCGGCACGGGCUCGGGUUUGGGGUGUUUGUUGCUGGAGCGGCUGUCAGUGGACUACGGGAAGAAGAGCAAGUUGAACUUUUGCUCGUGGCCGUCGCCGCAGGUGUCCACGGCCGUGGUGGAGCCGUACAACUCCGUGCUUUCCACCCACUCGCUCUUAGAACACACUGACGUGGCAGUAAUGCUGGACAACGAAGCGAUUUACGACAUAUGCCGGCGGAACUUGGACAUCGAGCGGCCAACGUAUACGAACUUGAACAGGCUGAUCGCGCAGGUGAUAUCUUCACUGACAGCCUCGCUGCGCUUCGACGGAGCUUUAAACGUGGACGUCACUGAGUUCCAAACGAACUUAGUGCCUUAUCCUCGCAUUCACUUCAUGCUUUCCUCUUACGCGCCGAUAAUCUCCGCCGAAAAAGCCUACCACGAGCAGCUGAGCGUGGCCGAGAUCACCAACAGCGCCUUCGAGCCCGCGAGCAUGAUGGCCAAGUGCGACCCCCGCCACGGCAAGUACAUGGCUUGCUGCUUAAUGUAUAGAGGCGAUGUUGUUCCAAAAGAUGUAAAUGCAGCAGUUGCAACAAUUAAAACCAAAAGAACCAUUCAGUUCGUGGACUGGUGCCCCACGGGAUUCAAGUGCGGCAUCAACUACCAGCCCCCCACGGUGGUUCCUGGGGGCGAUCUCGCGAAAGUUAUGAGAGCUGUUUGCAUGAUUAGCAAUAGUACGGCAAUUGCGGAAGUCUUCUCCAGAAUGGACCACAAGUUCGACUUGAUGUACGCCAAACGCGCCUUCGUCCACUGGUAUGUCGGCGAGGGCAUGGAAGAGGGGGAGUUCUCCGAAGCCAGAGAGGACUUAGCCGCAUUAGAGAAAGAUUAUGAAGAAGUUGGAAUUGAAACUGCUGAGGGAGAGGCUGAGGAGGAGGGAUAUGGAGAGGACUUCUAG